GGCAAGAUAAAAUCAACUCCCUCUCUUUAUUCCACGUGGACAGAUGCGAGCGCUCUCUCUCUCUAAAUGCACAUCAAUGCAUAUCUGCACAAAGCUCUGGAUUGUUAUCCAAAUGGGGAAAUUUUGCCGUCGUCUCCUUUUGAGUUCACGAAUGACGUCUUGGUGCUUUUCCUUCGGAAAAAUCAUUCCCUUGAAUCCACACUGACCACUGACAAAUCAAUUGAAAAUGGAGCCAUGGGGGAGAGCAAAAUGGGCAUCUCUGACACAGCUCAGUCCCAAUGCCGCGGUAACUCUUUAUCACUUAUGGCCCGACCUAUGCCUCAUCUCACACCUGUUUCUGAUAGUGUCUGUCGUCUCCUGUCUCCUGGGCCGAGCAGGCAUGCAAGCAGGCGACGAAUAAAAUGGCGCGUGGGUGGGACAAAGGAAGGUAUAGUUCAUUGGGAUCAAAAGGCGAGUAGAUCACCUGGACUAUGUACAUGUACUUCGACUUUGAGCGAUAAGAAUAAGAAGGUUGCAAGAGAAAGAGCACUAAGCGUUGGCUGCAGGGAGCGCGAUCGAGAGUCUUUGGGCGGUGGGGAUAAAUUUCUCGCCGAGGCGGGUGCGGGCCUGCCGUCUCGACUUAAAUUGGUUUAAUGACCCAUAUGAAACCUUAAUGAAACCCAGACGGACAACUCUUUAGCUUGAAGGAACAGAUAUUUCAGAUACAAGGAAUACGAAACAUGCAGCUGCGCUGUACUUCCAGAGAAGCGGAUGUGGAAUGAAGCAUGGGUAUUUUCUGUGCCGCAGCUUAUGUUUCAACGUUUGUAUCUAUGGUUUUUGCAUGCCUUUGCUGGAAAUUGCUGAUUAGUUCAGUAGUUUUAGAUCGUCUUCUCCUGGGCAAGCGUCCAAUGUGCUAAAAGCGUGGAAGCAUUGGUUAGAAAACAGGAAGGAAAGAAAAGAUGCAGGGGAUCG
Gamsiella multidivaricata is the source of this 951-nucleotide messenger RNA. RefSeq lists its product as uncharacterized. NCBI's taxonomy places the organism in Eukaryota, Fungi, Mortierellomycota, Mortierellomycetes, Mortierellales, Mortierellaceae. The transcript has 2 exons. The record is from RefSeq and is a predicted model, not a curated record. Bases 67 to 633 code for a protein of 188 amino acids.